AUGCAGUUCUCUUUCGCCACCGUCAUCUUUGGCCUUGCCGCCCUUGCCGCCGCCUCCCCUGCUGCCCCCGGAAGCGAGAUCUUUUCCCGCCAGAACAAGGCCACUGGCACCUGCUGCUUCGCCAACAAGAGUCUGAAGCAGGAACUCUGCACCAGCGCGACCGGCGAGGCAGGCAAGUGCGUGCCCGGAGGCAACGCCUGCGGCUCCUCCCUGAGCUGUGUUGCCGACUCCAAGCUCGCCUGUGACAACAGCAUCAAGGAGCGCGGCGGCGUUCUCUGCCGCGCCAUAGUUCCCGGUGGUUUCCAGGACGGUGCCAGGGUUGUCAAGAAACUGACGGACUCCAGAGUCAACUAA
Messenger RNA from Pyricularia oryzae 70-15, 354 nucleotides. RefSeq lists its product as uncharacterized. The record is from RefSeq and is a predicted model, not a curated record. The transcript has 2 exons. Bases 1 to 354 code for a protein of 117 amino acids. NCBI's taxonomy places the organism in Eukaryota, Fungi, Ascomycota, Sordariomycetes, Magnaporthales, Pyriculariaceae.